Molecule: messenger RNA, 5884 nt
Organism: Mya arenaria
Lineage: Eukaryota; Metazoa; Mollusca; Bivalvia; Myida; Myidae
Product: myosin-1B-like
Exons: 11
Coding region: 1107-5513 (1468 amino acids)
Biological process (GO): mitotic chromosome condensation
Cellular component (GO): condensin complex; condensed chromosome; chromatin
Molecular function (GO): chromatin binding
Source: RefSeq, a predicted model, not a curated record
AAGGAGCGGCAAACGUGUGUUGGCUUGAUACAAAAUUGGUGAUCAAAUUUUAAACAAUGGAAGCGCAAUGUUAUUUGGGGAAAAUAUGAUAACCUUAUAAUUUUGUUUUACUAUGGAUAUUUUGGAAUAAAGUACACGAUGGGAUAUUUCGUCGAAGAAUCUUGUCGGUGGAUUUCGAAACAGGAUUGCUUCCUUAUAUGAAGAGAUACCAGAUUAGCUCGUCAGAUACUUUUGGGGAUCGAUACACAGAUAUAUACAAGUUUUAAACUAAACGGUGAAACCAUGGACUAUUUAAAGGAUGAGUUGUAUGAUAUGCAACAUGACAAAAUUGCACGUCGAAAAGAAGUACAUAGACUACAAUUGGAUAAUGAAAACUUAUUACUUGAAAACGAAAGUCUCAAAGAGCAACUUAAUCUUAUGCAACCUGAAAACAGUACAUUAAGCAGUGAUAACGACAGCUUUGAACAACAAUAUGAAGAAGACGGUUUAGACGACCGAGAUCACAUGCAGUAUAAAAACAUGUUACUUUGCCGUCAAAUUGAUUACUUGCAACGGGAGAAACAGGAUAUUUUGCUUAAAAAUCAGAAUUUGGUUUUAGCUAAUAAGCGACUGACAGUCAAGCGAAACAACAGCGAUUUGAACCGUUUACUGGAUGAGGAAAGAGUGAAGAACAAACUUCUAGAAAGAAAAAAUUCUAAACUUACAACAGUCCAACAUGAUACAUGCGAACGUGAAGCCAGGGCUCAGAGUAAAAAAGCUUCCAUUGCAGAGGGAAUUACACAAACAGUACAAGACGAGAACCUCCAUUUAAGGACAAAAGUUGCUGAAAGUCAACGACAACUGAUUGGUCUACACAAAAAUAUGAUCGAUUGCGUAAAACGAAGAUUUUUAUCAAAAACGACAAUGUAAGCAGUCCUAAGGAAGUCAUCGACAAUUCCUCACCAAAAUUGACCACUUGUUCAAAACGAUCUUUAAAAACGACAAUUGCAAACGAUAGUGCUUUGAAUAUCGGUUUUAAUUAUCAUCAACAAGAAUGUGAUGACUGUAAACACUUACAUACACAAAAUGAAGAGUUAAAAAAUAUAAAUGCGUCCAUACAGCGAAAGAUGGACUCGCUCCGUGCUGAAUCGAACGAAUUUAAAAAGGAAAUGCAAAAACAAAAAAAUCAAAUGCAACUUUACGAAAAUUCCAUUUCAAAACUGCAAAGACAGAACGGAGAUGUUCAAUCCCAGUAUGAGCGAUACCUUAGUUCAACACAGCAAGAACUAAGCUCAUUACGUAACACAAUUAGAAAACAACAAGAUCAUGUAAACAUGUUAGAAAAUAAAAACAACAAACUAGAGCAAGACAGCAAAACUGAUAUAUCAGAAUUGACCAGACAUUCAAAAAAUGAAAAAGAGCAUCAUUAUCUUGAAAUACAGAGGCAUAAAAAGGUUUUGGAAAAUGCUCAACAAGCACGGUAUGAUUCCCAGCUAAAAAUGGGGAAACUAGAACUGCGAAUCAAGCAAACCAAAGGUGAGCUUCAAAGGGCCAACGAAACAAUCAAAAGCGAAAAAUCUAGAAAUGCAGUACUGUCUAAAGAAAGAACACAAUACAACGAAUCUUCUGAAAAUCUUCGUAUUUUGACUGAAGAACUGGAUAGCGAACGGUUAGCAAAAUCAUUAUUAUUAAAAGAGAGAAUCCAUUACAAAGGGCAAGUUGAUAAGAUGAAAGCAUUGCAAUUAGAUCUCGAACAUUCCAGAGCUCUCCUCAAACAAGAACACAACAACUCGGAAGAAUUACGAAAUACAACUGAAAGAAGUCUGCAGUUGGAAGGACAACUUUCUGAUCUCAAAACCUCUGAACAAGUCUUGAUUGAGAAAAAUGAUUAUCUUAACAAUGAAGUCAAACAGUUCUCAAAUGUUCUCGAAGGUAAAGAUGUAGAAAUAGGUAUGCUAAAAAUUGAAUUGUUGGAGAAAGAUCAAGAGAUUAAAGAAAGAGUGAAUGAAAUUGCCGUGUUAAAAGAGAAGCAUGUAGAGAGUCAAGAACUGGUAUCUGAUCUACAAACCGAAAUCAACCAAUAUAAAAGUAACUUGAACGCCGUUAAUAAUUCAAACCUACAACGCGAACGGGAUGCAUAUCAACGGAAACUUAUGAAGGCCUGUUCGGAAUUAAAAAACGCAACUGAAAACAACAAACUGAUGGAACGAAUGUGUUCUGAUCUUAAAACGUCUAAACAAGCGUUAGGUGAGACUGUCCAUUCUCUUAACAAACAAAUGAGAGAGUUAGCCAUGGGAAAGGAAAGCGAAAUAAACAACCUAAAUUAUGAAUGUCAACGUAAAGGUAAAGAUAUUGAAAAUACAAUGACUGAACUCUCGUUGAUAAAAGAACAAAAUAAAUCAAAUGAACAACUGGUCACUGAUUUACAAGUUGAACUCGGCCGAUAUAAAAGUAACUUGAAAGAAAAAGACUCUGACGCAGCAAAGAUGAUUUUAAACCUAAGACGUGAAGUGGAAACAUAUCAGAUCGAACUAAAUCAAGCACAGGACAAACUCAGACAUGUGACUGAGAAUACUUUUAAAAAGUCUGAACAAGCGUUCAUUGAUGAAACAGGUUCCUUAAAUGAUAAAAUCCGAGAGUUAACAAAUAUGCUCAAAAGAAAAAAUAGCGAUGUGCGGAAGAUGGAAACGAAAAUGGCUGAAAUUUCCUCAAUAGAAGAGAAAAAUACCAAACUUGAACAACAGGUCACAGAUUUACAAAUUGAAGUAAACCAAUAUAAAAGUGCCUUGAACGACAAAAGUUUCGCCUACACUAAAUUAACUGAUACUAUUUCAAACUUAAGACAUGAAAUGGAGACGUAUCAGAGCGAGAUCAAUCAGGCACGAGAUGAACUGAAAAAUGCGACUGAGAAAACUAAACAGAUGGAACGAAAGUGUUCCGAUCUAAAAAAGAGUAAUCAAGCGUUCAUUGAUGAAACAGGUUCUUUAAAGGAUAAAAUCCGAGAGUUAACCAAUAUUCUCAAAAUAAAUGACAGUGAUGUACGGAAGAUGGAAAAGAAAACGGCUGAAAUUUCCUCAAUAGAAGAGAAAAAUAAUAAACUUGAACAACAGGUCACAGAUUUACAAAUUGAAGUCAAUCAGUACAGAAGUGACUUGAACGACAAAAGUUCUGCCACCGCCAAUUUGACUAAUACUAUUUCAAACUUAAGACGUGAAGCGGAGACGUAUCAGAGCGAGGUCAAUCAGGCACGGGAUGAACUGAAAAAUGCGACUGAGAAAACUAAACAGAUGGAACGAAUGUGUUCCGAACUAAAAAAUAGUGAUCAAGCUUUUAUUGAUGAAACAGGUUCUUUAAAGGAUAAAAUCCGAGAGUUAACAAAUAUUCUCAAAAGAAAAGACAGCGAUGUACGGGAGAUGGAAGAAAAAAUGGCGGAAUUAUCCUCAAUAGAAGAGACAAAUAAUAAACUUGAACGACAGGUCACAGAUUUACAAAUUGAAGUCAACCAAUAUAAAUUUGACUUGAACGACAAAAGUUCUGCCUCUACUGAAUUGGCUAAUACUAUUACAAACUUAAGACGUGAAGUGGAGACGUAUCGGUGCGAGCUCAUUCAGACACGGGAUGAACUUAGAAGUACGACUGAGAAAACUCAACAGAUGGAACGAAAGAUUUCCGUUCUAAAAAAGUCUCAACAGGUGACUAUUGAUGAAAGAGGUUCUAUAAACGAUAAUGUCAGAGAGUUAACAAAUAUUCUCAGAGGAAAAGACAGUCAUAUACAGAAGAUAGAGACAAAAUUGGCUGAAUUGUCCUUGAUAAAAGAGGAAAAUGUAAGAGCUGAACGACAGGUCACAGACUUACAAAUUGAAAUGCAGAAAUAUAAAAGUGAAUUGAAAGACGAAAGUGGUAAUUUGACGAAACUGACCAAUACAAUUUCGAACUUAUGUCAUGAAUCGGAGAAUUGUAAGAGUGAGCUCAAAGAGGCCCAUGAAAAAAUACGGAAGUUUGAUCUACAAUUGAAAACUGUAAGUGACGAGCAUGAAAAUUGCAAACAUCUCAUUUCUUCUCUACGUAAAGAGAAUGAAAAGCUGUCUAUGUGCAAAGUUGACCAGGCAAGACGUUCAGAAGCAACGCUUAGUCAAAGAGAACACGAACUUAGUCUUGCUUUGGAAAAAUCAAGGCGCGAGUUCCGUGAAGUUCAGCAUGAAAUAGAUGAUACAAAAACACGGCUUAGUAAGGUCAUGGAGCAGAAACGGACUGACAACAAUCCAAAUAUCGCCGAACUAAGCGAUAUAAAUCGACCAACAAAACUUUCUGAGCGUUACUCCGAAUUGUAUGACAACCAAUGGCCACAAGCAUUUGAUGUCAUUUGCAAACAGUUACACGACGAACAAUCUACAAUCGAAACCCUCAUUGGUAUACUGAUGAAUGCUGCCAAAUAUUGUCGGGAAGAAGCCAUGACACAGUUGGAAGCAAUACAAGGAAUUUUGCUACCCCGGAAGACUGGAUCCACUUUUCCGUCACUUCUUCACAAGAACUUGAAUGAUUUUCGAAAAGUACUUGGAGAACAAACAGGAGCCGCCAUUUAUGAGAAAUACAUACGAGACAUUGCUAAACAGCGCCAGCAGUCUUUGCAACUAGACGUAAAACCAUACGUCAAGGAAUGCGUUGAACUCUGUUGGCUUAUGAGCAUACAGGACCCACCUGUUGUUGUUGCCCAAGAGGUACAACACGGUGAAAAUUUCGACACGGACUUCUACAAGGCAUACACCAAGAGUGGUCCUCUCGUUGACUUCGUCGUCUGGCCCGCCCUUUGCCUCCACGAGAAUGGUCCACUGCUUUGCAAAGGCAUCGCACAGGGAUAUGGCGGGAAGAACACAAAGUUAAGCAAAGUGAUGGGUCAGAAGCUUACAGACAACAAUCCUAAUAUUGCUGACCUCAGUGAUAAAAACCGGCCUACAAAACUGGCUGAGCGUUACUCGGAGUUGUAUGACAACCAAUGGACAGAUGCCUUCGAGGUCGUUAACAAUCAGUUACACGACGAGAAGUCUACAAUAGAUUCACUAUCUAACAUUUUGCUGAGUGCCGCCGAUUUCUGUCAAAUGGAAUCUGAAGCACAGAUGACAGCUUUAAAAGAAAUACUGAUUCAAAAUCAGGCUGGAUCAACUUUUCCGUCACUUGUUCAGAAGAAUUUGAAGGAUUGUCGAAAGGCAUUAGGAGAACAAACUGGCGCUGCCCUUUAUAAGAAAUACAUCGACAUAAUGGCAGGUCAGCAACAGAAACCCCUACAGUUGCAAGUUAAACCCUUCGUCAAGGAGUGCAUUGAGCUUUGCUGGUUGAUGAGCAUCCAAGACCCACCCGUUGUUAUUGGACCCAAGGUAGAACACGGAACCAGGUUUGACACGGACUUCUACAAGGCGUACACCAAAAGCGGUCCCUUUGUCGACUUUGUGGUCUGGCCCGCCCUGUGUCUUCAUGUGAAAGGGGCUUUACUCUGCAAAGGAAUUGCACAGGGGUAUGGUGGGAAGAGGAUAAAUUAAAAUGUUCAACUGAUUAGCAUCGCUUAUGUUUCAACUAUCUAGACAGUUAUGGGUUUUUGGUGUGGCAUAUAUCAAUUACAAUUUAUAUUCUCUGCAUACAUACGUGCAAGUUUGUACAUUAGAUAUAUUUGUGAACAUAUCAAUUUGUAUCAACUGCAUUGGAUGUGCUGUUUGAAUCAGGUUUAUUUUUGAGUAAAAUCGAACAAUUAUUUGUUUUAAUAAGACUUGAUUAUACAUUCCUCUUUCGUGCCAGACUGUGUACAGCUUAAUGCGUUGUCUUCGUGUAUUUUUAUGCUGUAUUGCUUUUUUGAAAGUGUUUGUAUCAUGUAUUGUUUUAUGAUAAUCAAAAAAUAAAAAUAAUGUAUGGCGAA